CAAGUGUUAGACCAUAGAUGCAAUAAAAAGGGUUGUUUAUAGGCUCACUAUUAGAGAAGGGAUGGUGAGUUGAAGAUGAUGACCGGAAACUUGAACGGCGGUGGAAGAGGAGGAGGGGAAGGACCAUGCGGGGCGUGCAAGUUCUUGAGGAGAAAGUGUGUGAAAGGGUGCGUUUUCGCUCCUUAUUUCGAUGCAGAGCAAGGAACUGCGAGAUUUGCAGCGGUUCACAAAGUGUUUGGAGCCAGCAAUGCCUCUAAGAUGUUACUGAGAUUGCCUUUGCACAAGCGACUUGAUGCAGUCGUCACGCUCUGUUACGAGGCCAUGGCAAGGCUUCGUGAUCCUGUCUAUGGCUCUGUUGGCCAUCUCUUCUCUCUUCAACACCAGGUGAUGAAUCUACAAGCAGAGCUUGCUCAUGUUCAAGCUCUUCUUUCAACAUUUCAGCGUUUUCCUCUACAGUCGCCACAACAAAUGCAGCCACCGCCUUAUGAUCUUGCGCAUAACAAUGAAUAUGCGAUGGAACCGAGUAAUUUGGAUGGUGUGUGGGAAGAAGAACAUUUACUUCAAGAUGGAACUGAAGAUGGGGAUUUCCAAGAACUGGCGCCGCAGUUCGUCUCAAGGUAUUUACCGGCGGUCAAACUUCCGGCUUGCACUUAGGUCAAACUACAAGUCAAGAACUUAUGUAUUAUAGCAGUGGAGAGUAGAAAAAUGGGACGUGUCUCUGUUCCCAAUAGUUGACCAUUCCGCUUAAGAUCAUGAUAUAGCUAAGUAUGUAUGCCUGUUAAGAGUUCAAAUUGGUUCUUGCAUGGAGUGUUUCUUCGACAAAACUUCAGAUCAUGGUAACAGAGCAAACAAUGAAAUGCUUAUCGAGCAUGGAAUAUACUGUGUCUUGACGU
Molecule: messenger RNA, 893 nt
Organism: Arabidopsis arenosa
Lineage: Eukaryota; Viridiplantae; Streptophyta; Magnoliopsida; Brassicales; Brassicaceae
Source: the annotation of a GenBank genome assembly